AUGCCGGCAGCCGCGGCCGCGGCACGGAAGCUGUCGCGCUUUCAAGCAGCCAUACUUCUCAGCGCGGCCUCCUGUACUCUCCGUAAGGGCGGCUGCCGCAGCAGAGGGGGCCCCGCGCAGCCGCGGCGGUGGCCGCCGCGGGCGGGGGAUUCCCAUUUACUGCGCAAGCAAUGCCAGGCAGACCAGCGCAUGGGAGCUGGCGAGGAGGAGUUGUUCAAGGCCAUCAACACCAUCCGCUUCCUGUCAAUCGAUGGCGUGAACAAGGCCAACUCUGGCCACCCUGGGCUGCCCAUGGGCUGCGCCCCUAUGGCAUACCUGCUCUACAAUGAGUACAUGACGUACAACCCCAAGGACCCCCUCUGGCCCAACAGGGAUCGCUUCGUGCUGUCCGCUGGGCACGGAUCCAUGCUGCAGUACUCCCUGAUGCACCUGGCAGGCUAUGAAAGCGUGCAGCUGGAGGACCUCAAGCAGUUCAGGCAGUGGGGAAGCAAGACGCCUGGUCACCCCGAGAACUUCGAGACCCUGGGAGUUGAGGUCACAACAGGCCCCUUGGGUCAGGGUAUUGCCAACGCAGUCGGCCUGGCAGCUGCUGAAAAGCACCUGGCUGCGCGCUUCAACAAGCCUGACGCGACUGUGGUCGACCACUACACAUACUGCAUCCUGGGAGAUGGCUGCAACAUGGAGGGCAUCUCCAACGAGGCCGCCUCCAUGGCAGGCCACUGGGGCCUCGGAAAGCUCAUCGCCUUGUACGAUGACAACAGGAUCUCCAUCGACGGCCACACGGAGAUCUCCUUCACUGAGGAUGUGGCGGCGCGGUUCGUGGCCCUGGGCUGGCACGUGCAGCACGUCAAGGACGGCAACACCGACCUUGACGGCCUCCGCGCGGCCAUCGACGCCGCCAAGAAGGACCCCCGCCCAUCCUUCAUCAAGGUGUCCACCCUGAUUGGCUACGGAUCGCCCAACAAGGCCGACACCCACGAUGUGCACGGAGCGCCUCUCGGCAAGGACGAGACCGCAGCCACCCGUGCCAACCUAAAGUGGAACUACGGCGAGUUUGAGGUGCCCCCUGAGGUUUACGAGCUCUUCAGCAACGCCCAGAAGAAGGGCGCCGCCGCCGAGGAGGAGUGGAAGAGUGCCUACGCCGCCUACAAGGACAAGUACCCCGAGGAGUACGCCGAGCUGAACUCCAUCUACAGCUCAGCGCUGCCGGCUGGCUGGGAGGAUGCGCUGCCCACAUUCACCCCCGAGGACAAGGCCCUGGCCACCCGCCUGCACUCCCAGACCAUGCUCAACGCCCUCGCCAACGUGCUUCCAGGGUUCUGGGGCGGCUCGGCCGACCUGGCGCCAUCGAACAUGACGCUGAUGAAGCAGUUCGGGGACUUCCAGAAGGACACUCCCGAGGAGCGCAACCUGCGCUUUGGAGUGCGCGAGCACGCGAUGGGCGCCAUCUGCAACGGCAUCGCGCUCCACUCCCCCGGCUUCAUCCCCUACUGCGCCACAUUCUUCAUUUUCACCGACUACAUGCGGUCGGCCAUCCGCAUGGCGGCGCUGAGCCAGGCAGGCACCAUUUUCGUGAUGACUCACGACUCCAUCGGCCUGGGAGAGGACGGCCCCACCCACCAGCCCAUCGAGCACCUGGCCUCCUUCCGCGCCAUGCCCAACAUCCUCAUGUUGCGCCCCGGUGACGGCAACGAGACCGCCGGUGCCUACCUGGCGGCCGUGCUGAACGCCAAGGGCAAGACCCCCUCCGGCAAGGUACGGCCGAGCAUUCUGGCGCUGUCAAGGCAGGGGAUGCCCAACCUGCCCACCACCUCCAAGGAGGCUGUGCUCAAGGGAGGCUACAUCGUGCACGGCGGCGACGCCAAGCCCGAUGUCAUUUUCAUCGCCACCGGCUCUGAGCUGAGCUUGGCGAUUGACGCGGCCAAGGAGAUUGAGGCAAGCGGCAAGGUGGCGCGCGUGGUGUCCAUGGUGUGCUGGGAGCUGUUCGAGGACCAGGACGAGUCCUACAAGAACUCCAUCCUGCCCCCCGACGUCACCGCCAGGGUGUCGGUCGAGGCCGGCUCGACCUUCGGCUGGGAGCGGUACGUGGGCCAGAAGGGCAAGGCCAUCGGAGUGGAUUCAUUUGGCGCCUCCGCCCCGGCCCCCAUCCUGUACGAGAAGUAUGGCAUUACAAAGGCAGCCGCCGUGGAAGCCGCCAAGGCCCAGCUCUGAGCGCUAUCCCGCCCUGAUUAGGCAUGGCUGCCUGCGCGGCCUGAUCUGGCGCCAGGUUGAGUAACCCUGUGUGGCUAAGUCAUCGGCCAAACCAGGCGCACCGCCUGAACAGGCGCCCCCAGCCGCCGUAGCCAAAAGAGGCGACCACGCAGUGACCAUGCAGAGCAUCUUGCAGGACUUUGGGUUUGCUGAUAUAAGCGAGCAGUGCAGAGAGUCUGCAGGUUCAGGGCGUGGCAGGGUGUGUAGGUAGACUGCCACCUGGCACUGCUGUGGGGGUCCAAGGGGUUAUAGGAUAGCAACAAAGCAGCCCAAUUCAUCAUGUCCAGGGACUCAUGGGCAGAUGCCAUCAGGCCAGCUCAGUUCUCUCGAGAUGGAUUGUUUCAGGGAUGCUGGCAACACCACAUGAACGGGACACACCGCAGCCCUCCUUUGAAGGUGGCUUGAGUUGUUUCGAUUGUAGUGAAAUGUCAAGGAUGCUUUAGUGAUGAUGAAUGCAUGAGCGAUGCAAUGUCAUUGGCUCUGCAGUUGAAGCUAGGACUGACAACCCUUACCUGGUGGUGACCCCACAGGCACAUCAGGACUUGUCCACUGAGUUCAGUGAUGGCAAAUGGUUGGUUACAGAUAUGGAAUGUGCGAGUCCGUGGAGAAUCUCUUAUUGUCGAAGAAAAUUCUUUCACACCUGUCCAGGUGUUGAUAAAUGUGUGAGGGCCAGAUGUGCUCUGCUCUCUUUCAGACGAUUACUAUGCGGAAUCCGUAAGUAAAUUGUAAUGCACCGCUCCUGAGAC
Messenger RNA from Coccomyxa subellipsoidea C-169, 2996 nucleotides. RefSeq names its product transketolase 7. The record is from RefSeq and is a predicted model, not a curated record. Lineage: Eukaryota; Viridiplantae; Chlorophyta; Trebouxiophyceae; Coccomyxaceae. The transcript is spliced from 14 exons. The coding region runs from base 1 to 2211 and encodes 736 amino acids. Gene Ontology annotation, biological process: pentose-phosphate shunt. Gene Ontology annotation, cellular component: cytosol. Gene Ontology annotation, molecular function: transketolase activity.